CACACGUGCCGAGGGUUCUGUGCACAAACAUAGGUGACUCCAGGAUCAUUAGUGUACGACUACAACAUAGGUGACUCCAGGAUGACAAGUGUACGACUACAACAUAGGUGACUCUAGGAUUAUAUGUGAACGACUACAACAUAGGUAAACUCUAGGAUUAUAUGUGUACGGCUACAACAUAGGUGACUCUAGGAUUAUAUAUGUACGACUACAAAAUAGGUGACUCUAGGAUUAUAUGUGAAUGACUACAACAUAGGUGACUCUAGGAUUAUAUGUGUACGGCUACAACAUAGGAGGCUCUAGUAUAAUAUAUGUACGGCUACAACAUAGGGGACUCUAUGAUUAUAUGUGUACGGCUACAACAUAAGGGACUCUAUGAUUAUAUGUGUACGGCUACAACAUAGGUGACUCUAUGAUUAUAUGUGUACAGCUACAACAUAGGUGACUCUAGUAUUAUAUGUGUACGGCUACAACAUAGGGGACUCUAGGAUUAUAUGUGUACGACUACAACAUAGGUGACUCUAGGAUUAUUUGUGAAUGACUACAACAUAUGUGACUCUAGGAUUAUAUGUGUACGGCUACAACAUAGGGGACUCUAUGAUUAUAUGUGUACGGCUACAACAUAGGAGGCUCUAGUAUUAUAUCUGUACGGCUACAACAUAGGGGACUCUAUGAUUAUAUGUGUACGGCUACAACAUAGGAGGCUCUAGUAUUAUAUCUGUACGGCUACAACAUAGGGGACUCUAUGAUUAUAUGUGUACGGCUACAACAUAGGAGGCUCUAGUAUUAUAUCUGUACGGCUACAACAUAGGGGACUCUAUGAUUAUAGGUGUAUGACUAGGAUUUAAGGUACACAGCCAUCAAUAAAAAAAAUACAUCUCUUUACGGCAAACGCUUUACUUUGACCAAUCACUGACCAAUCACUGACCAAUCACUGACCAACACAUGGUAUAGUGCUUCUUUGCUGCUGGUUGCAAUGACAGCUUGACGGCAGUGUUCUUGUUUACUCAGGUAUGGUAGUCCUGAAUGUCUCAUUGUUAAUUUAGAUUUCUCUCGGGGAUUCUAAAACAGAUCUUACACCCUGACCACUGACGACUAGUCCUCGGAUACCACAUAACGACAUUAGAGGGUUACCCCUGUUACAAACUCAUCGUUAAAGACGAGGCCAUUCUAAAACUCUUUUUUUUUCUUUUUUUUUUUAAAUCAAACUUUGAAUUAUCUUCUCUUCGACUAGAGGACAACCAUUUUAACUUACAAUAAUACGUUUCCAAGGUAAUAAUUUAAUGAGAACUAUCAUAUUUAAUGAAAACAAUUUAUGUGUAAACUAGCAGGACAAUAGACAGUGACGUUGGCCCUGUGUUAAUAUUAGACACCAUGUUUGCCCUGUGUAAAACAAUAGACACCAAUGUUUGCCCUGUGUAAAACAAUAGACACCAAUGUUUGCCCUGUGUAAAACAAUAGACACCAAUGUUUUUUCUUGUUUAAAACAAUAGACACCAAUGUUUUUUCAUGUUUAAAACAAUAGACACCAAUGUUUGCCCUGUGUUAACAGUAGACACCAAUGUUUUUUCUUGUUUAAAACAAUAGACACCAAUGUUUGCCCUGUGUUAACAGUAGACACCAAUGUUUUUUCUUGUUUAAAACAAUAGACACCAAUGUUUGUCCUGUGUUAACAGUAGACACCAAUGUUUUUUUCUUGUUUAAAACAAUAGACACCAAUGUUUGCCCUAUGUUAACAGUAGACACCAAUGUUUUUUCUUGUUUAAAACAAUAGACACCAAUGUUUGCCCUGUGUUAACAGUAGACACCAAUGAAAAAAGAACAAAUUUUGUUAUCUGUGGUUACAAACGGGACACAUAACAGUAGACACCAAUGUUUUUUCUUGUUUAAAACAAUAGACACCAAUGUUUGCCCUGUGUUAACAGUAGACACCAAUGUUUUUUCUUGUUUAAAACAAUAGACACCAAUGUUUGCCCUGUGUUAACAGUAGACACCAAUGUUUGCCCUGUGUUAACAGAACAGUGGACACCAAUGUUUUUCUUUUUUAAAACAAUAGACACCAAUGUUUGCCCUGUGUUAACAGUAGACACCAAUGUUUUUCUUGUUUAAAACAAAAGACACCAAGGUUUUCCUUGUGUUGAAUUAUAGACACCAAUGUUUUCCUUAUGUUAAACAAUAGACACCAAUGUUUUCCUUGUGUAAAACAAUAGACACCAAUGUUUGCCCUGUGUAAAACAAUACACAGCCAUGUUUUCCAUGUGUAAAACAAUAGACACCAAUGUUUGCCCUGUGUAAAACAAUACACACCCAUGUUUUCCUUGUGUAAAACAAUAGACAACAUUUUUUUUUCCUUGCUUAAAAUAAUAGACACUAAUGUUUGCCCUGUGUCAUGAUCAUUACUGGGUCGAUAGUCAAUAGUUCUGACUAUAUCCUUUUAAUAAGUGUGGAGGCCUCUGCACUGACAUCUUCCACGCUGUCUCGGUGUUUCAAAACGACGCUGAUGCGCGUGUUAUGAAUACUUAACCUCAAAUGUUCUUCUUUUUCUUGUACCUGGUAUUUGUGAUAUGAACACAUCCCGCACCCCCCACCCCUUUUUUUCCCAGGCUGUGUGUGUGACAUUUCCUGUCCAACUUUGCAAGAGAAUUGGAGCGUCUGACAGAUGAUACUAAACCCGAGGCCCAGGAUGCCACACAACACAAACGACGAUCACCCAGAACUGCUGUGACCCGAUGCCAGACUUUGAGAUGUGGCCCUCCCUGGACUACGGCGACGGCGACGUGGACCCCCACCACAGGAAUUACAGCUUCGGCGACCACGAACUUGUGGGGGAUGCCCACGUCAUCGAUACUCAUUCGGCGGCGUACGUCACGAGUGGGUUGCUGUGGGUGUACGCGGCGCCAUUCGUUCUCGUUGUAGGUGGGUCGGAAUGUCGUUGUCUCGUUGUAGGUGGGUCGGAAUGUCUUUGGCUCGUUGUAGGUGGGUCGGAAUGUCUUUGUCUCGUUGUAGGUUGGUCGGAAUGUCUUUGUCUCGUCUUGCUUCUUUUCACAUGCAAGUAUUCUUAAACACGUGUAAUUAUUCUUGAACACAUGCAAGUAUUUCUUAACACAUGAAUUUAUUCUUUAACACAUGCAAGUAUUCUUAAACAAGUUCAAGUAUUCUUAAACAAAAUUAAGUUCCUUUUUAAUAAGUUCCGAAAACAAAGAAACGUGAUAAGUUUCCCUUUAUUCUCAGACUUAUCCAAGUAAAGAUUCUUUAUAUUAAUCUUAAUCCCCUAAAAGUGAUUGAUGAAUGUGUAAGUGUUCCCUACAAACGAUGACCUAAUGAUGGUGACCUGCUUCUGCAGGGACCAUCGGCAGCGUCUUGUCUCUUCUCGUCUUGUGUCGGAAGUCCAUGAGGAGUCAGACGACGAUGUUCUACCUGGCCGUGCUGGCUGUCACGGACAUCAUGGUGCUGUACACCGGACUUGUCAGGUCACUACAAGAAUCUGUUUGUCUUUUUAAAAACACAAGUGGCGUCUCUGAUGGCAGAGGACCUCGGCUUUUUAAGAGCAUCUAAAAGUUGUAAUGUGGAAAAAAAAUUAAUGGAAAUUAUUUUAAAUUGCAUUGAAUGGCAAGGAGGACCUCCAAAAGUCACGCGACGCCUCUGGAUGAUAGCCAAUGGCAAUUUUUUUAAUUGAUUUUUUUAAAAUCCCCAUUCACUGGUUCCCAAGGUUCGCGAAUCAAUGUCUGAUCGUGACGUAGGCAAUGGAGACUUUUAAAAUGAAGCCCUGUGUAUUGGUUACACAUUUAAAACUUAUGGAAAUGCUGUGACUUUUAUUCUCUGGAAGGUUAUAAACAUAUAUUUUGGCACAACUGUUAUGAAGGUCCUUCAAGCCAAAUUGUCUUACGGAUUCUGAAAUAAGUUUGUUGGUGUGUUGUUGUUUGUUUUGUUGUUGUUUUUUUUAAAAAGAACAUUACUUUUGUUUCUUCAGACUGUGGUUGGAGCACGCACACGACAUCUACAUACGCCAUCAUUCAGACGCAGCUUGUAAACUGCACACUUUUGUCGUGUAUAUCUCUCUGGAUUGUUCAGGUAGAUAUCAUGUGUAAUGCCUGUGCCUGUGAACGGGUCAAGAACUUUGUUUAAUUCAGCUGAGCCCAACCCCCUCCCCUCUCCCUCCCCUCCCCCACAGUGUUGAACUGUGCGCGGUCACGUGCUAGCUGUAAGUUCAUGACACAAACCUAACACAAUUAGUCGUGACAAGUGGUACACACGUGUAGCACAGGAAAUUAAAAUCAAUUUUUCAAUCUUUUCAACCAAAAAAAAAAAUAAAAUUGUUUUUUAAAAAAAGAUUAUGAGAAGGGUAAGGCAUGGCGUGCUCCUACCAAUGACCAAUUUAACAAUGGUGGUUAGUUCUACAGCUGUCAGGGGGGUGUCCUUAACUCCGGGCCGACCCAUCAUCUCGUAAGUCUUUUUUGGUCUCAUUGUAUCAACAGUUUUGUCAUCACGCUCAGUGUAAUAAACGAGACUAUUCAACGCGAUUAUAACAACAGCCCAAACAACGGCUGUUGAGAAAAUUGGCAUUCUAAAAUUUUUUUCCCAGAUUUUCUGGGAUGGGAGGAUAAACCGGAAAAAAAUGUAUUUAAAAUUUAAAAAAAACAAGCUUGAAAACCCCGCACAGGCACAGGAAAUAAAUAUGUAUUUUUGUAUGUAUCGUCAUUUAGAUCCAGUUCUCAUUUGGGCACGUGCCCUUCGGCCGAUUUUUUAAAUACCUUACAUUAACUUCCCUUUCGUUCAUGGGUGGCUGGCUGGCGAAUGGGCACAAUUUUCAGAUGCUAAUUGACCCACUUCCCGUCAACCUAUCGAACUGAAACGUGACACAAAAAUGUACUGUAGAGAGCCUUGGAUGGGGUAUGGGGUGCGGGGGGGGGGGGCAUUUAUAGGGUUUAUUACAAAGUGCGUUACUUGUAUAAAUAGGAUUUUUUUCCAUCAAAUUUUUUAUCCCCAACCCCCAAUGCUCGAUAUUACAUUUAAAAAGGAUUUAUACCAAAAACUUUGAUUUUAGGGGUCGUUUCAUUAUGUAACACGCUGGCAUCCUUUCUGUCCUGCCCCCCCCCCAGCUUGGAUUCUUGUGGCCGUCUCGGUGGACCGCUGCCUGUACGUGACCUGGCCGCACCGCGCCAAGAUCUGGUGCACCAUCCGCAACGCACGCAUCACGGUGACCGCGAUAGCUGCGGCGGUCGGCCUCGUCAACCUGCACUUCUUCUGGACCUACCAGCUGGAGGGGGACGAGCACAACCGCAUCUACAGCAACGGGGGCAUGAAAUGCUACGCGGUGACCAGCUCUCCUUUCACCGUCAGGUAAAUAAAAAAACUUCGAUGGGAUCGAAACGGGGCUUUUAGAAAAAAUCCAAAAUAACUGAAUGUCUUUUGAGUUUAAAAAUGCCUAGCCGCGUAACGGAGACUUCUCAGUAUCCACCACAAGCAUUUACGAGUAGUCGAUUACAAAUCUUAUUGCUAAUUGCAUCCGUUUAUCAGUAAGGUAAUUAGUGGACGCACGUGGUGGAGGAAAGAUUUACUGCCGGUACAGUCGUCCUUAAGGGUUAUUCAGACCCCCAUAAGGCGUGUGAUGAGUGUAAGCGUGUGUUACAUUGGGGAGGCUGGUAGCGAAAACAUUGCAAUGGCUUGAAAUGACGGCGCAACCAUCAAUCGGCAGGGCGGUCAACAUCUCACUUCACGUACUCAACGUUAAAUAAAGUCAAGUUUAAACUAGGAUAAAAGAAGAAUUAAAAAAUUUGGAAUGCAUUUCAUUUUUUUUUAAAAAUGUCAGUCAUAUCAAUCGGUUCCACCAGGCCAAUGUCCACAAUGCUUAACAUUGUUAUUUCCCUUUUGAGACCUAGUGCUGCCAGAGACAUUCAGUUCGGAAACAUAAACCAACUGGCUAUAGCCCACCAGACAAUGGCGGCGGCAAUGCGUUUAACUUCCCUUCUACUAAUGAAGUUUUUUUUUUGGACAAAACAUGAAUUCAAGUAACACACUUUGUAAGAUUCCCAAUUUGGUACGCCGCUGGCCCUGAACUAUAUUAAAAUAUUUUAAUCUCCCACCCCACUUUUACACCCUCAGAUUUAUGACAUCAACUAUUUCCGUAAAACAAAAGAAAAUAUUACGCACCAGGCGCACUUGCGGUAUUUAGCAAAACAAAAUUACAUUUAGUGCAGUUAUCGGGAACUUCCUUUGGUGAAUUAAGCGCCAUCUGCAGCGCUACUGAAAUUGGUACACAAAGAAUCAUGUGUUUUGCUACUCCGAAAUGGUACCCUCGGGCGUCAACAAAAUAUACAGUCAAAGUUUUUUUUUUCCCACGCAUCGCUCUCUCUCUCUCUCUCUCUCUCUCUCUCUCUCUCUCUCUCUCUCUCUCCUUCUUUUUCUUUAAAAAAAAAAAAAAAAGUUUAAAAAAAAUGUUGCAAAAAACCCCGGGGAAGGACCCCCCCCCCCCCCCCCCCCCCCCGUAUAUACCACUGCUAACUGUAUGUGCCUCCGUCCAUCUUCAGGUUUGUUGAGAACGUCUGGCCCUGGAUAGACCUUUGCGUCUACUGUCUGUUCCCGUUCCUGUUCAUGAUGAUUUCAAAUGGCAUCAUCAUACAGCAGCUGGUCCGGUCGGAGAGGAACAUGAAGUCGCACGCCAAACGACUGUUCUUCAGAAGGAGCCGGUCGAAGUCCGCACUCAAGACACGGCGACAGGUCAGCACGCAGUCCAACGAUGUCAUUCUGACGGCAGCAAAGGACGAGCCAGUCUCGGAGAAGUGCGCGAAUUCGCACAUGAUAUUGGGAUUUCCCGAUGAUUUGCGCACUGCGUCCGAUGUGUUGCCACAAAAGUCUGACGGCACACAACACAUGCGUGCUACCAAAAAUAAUUGCACGAACGGUGGGGGCGCGUUUUUAACGGUGACGCAGGAGACACGUUUUGAGUCACGCGUCACGUCUCCACACAAGGAAACAUCUUCUUCGAACGGAGCUGCGUUUGAUCUUCUACAUCCCAAGUCUUACCACGCCAGUACUCAAUGUCGCACUCUUAAGUCCUCCGGUCAUGACACCAUUCCUCUUGGCUUACUUUCCAUUCCCGGCGGAGCAGACGACUUCAUUAAUGAUCGUCCAUGCCCUGAUCUUUUAAACUUUGAAUCGCGUGACAAAAUUAAUAAUGAGACUAAAAUAGCUUUGGGAAUAUCCACAAAGCGUGACCUGGAUAUGUCAAAAUCCAGGUCAAAGGUUGACAAAGACUCACACACGGGCGGACAUUUUCGGGGUUGGCCCUCAAAUUCGGGUAUUCCCGAUUAUCCAUUACCACCGGAUCCCAAACCGGUGGUGUCGCCCUCUAGCGUGAGCGCAACUUUUGCUUUUGACGGGGCAGACGAAGACAUUCUGCUAGGAGCAGAGCCACGGCCCGUGAAGAGUAAGGUCCGCUCGCUCAUCAAGACGAGGACAUCCCAUUCCUGUAAAGUGCAUCCGUUGCGGGGUACAAGUGAGAACAUCAAGAAAUCCAAUCAUGCAACUUCUGCUGAGACAUUGCGCCCAGAUCUGUUACGUGACGGAAGUGUAUGCGAAAGCACACACGUGCGCGGGAAUAUUCCUAACAUGUGUCAUGAAGAAGGUAUACCUAAAUGUGAAAGCGGGAAAAUACGCGGCCAGAUUCAUGCCAAUGACGUCGGCGCCCCGAAUGAGAUCAGCGACAUUGACACCAUGGGCGCAGAUACUGAUGUCUCGAAUAAGGAAGUCGGCGAGGCUAAAGAUGGCCACGCGUAUCAAAAUGGCGGCGGCGGCAGUGUCGUGACGCGUGCGCCGGGAGAGGCUGAGGUCGCGCCCACGCGCGAACCUCCUACAAGCAAACACGGUGCAGCCAGCGCAGUGAGCGGCGAGCCCCAGCCCGCAACGUCGUCGAGGCGGAACACUUCGAACGUGAGCACGACACUCCUCGUGGUCACCGUCACAUUCUGGGUGCUCAACGCGCCCAUCGUCAUAUUCAUCGUCGGCUACACCUACUGGGCGCGGGGAGCAGACGACCAGGUGAACGCGCAGCUGUUCCUGGCCUGGGCGGUGGUCAACAUUCUACAGUACAUCAACAACGCCAUACAUUUAUUCCUCUACUGCUUGACCAGUCCGAAGUUUAGACAGGAGCUGAUGACAAUGCUAAAAAAUCUUGGUGUCGGGGUGCAACAGUUGAAAGCACGCAUGAGCAGGGGCGGGGUUAAAAAAUAAAUAAUAAGAGAGAGAGAGAGAGAGAGAGAGAGAGGGGGAGUUAAAGAGAAUAAGAUAAUAAAAAAGAGAGAGAGAGAGAGAAUGAAAUUUAAAGAGAACGAGUUUGAGAGAGUUAUUGGGAGAAAGACUUAGAGAGAGAGAAUUUUAGAGAGAAUAGUUAGGGAGAGAGUUAGGGAGAGAGUUAGGGGAGAGUUAGAGAGAGAGUUAAUGAGAGUUAGAGAGAGAGUUAAUGAAAGUUAGAGAGAGAGAUGGGGUUAGAGAGAGUGAGAGAGUUAAAUUGAGAGUUAGAGAGAAUAAGAUAAUAAAAAAGAGUGAGAGAGAGAGUUAGAGAGAGAGAGAGAGGGUGAAAGUGCUAGAUAUAGGGGGGGGGGUAUUGACAUAUGAAAGCAAUAGUCUAGUCACCACAACAUUACAGCAGCAAAUGAAAAGUUCCGGAUUUGUGGUCAUGUCAAACAAAUAUGUUUUAAUUCUCAACAAAGAUUUAUUCUGAUCAAGAAGUUUCCAUUUCAUAAUGCGAUUAUGGAGAAAGUGAUC
Molecule: messenger RNA, 8763 nt
Organism: Lymnaea stagnalis (great pond snail)
Lineage: Eukaryota; Metazoa; Mollusca; Gastropoda; Lymnaeidae
Source: the annotation of a GenBank genome assembly